This is a messenger RNA of Penicillium brasilianum, 2252 nucleotides long. The record is from the annotation of a GenBank genome assembly. Lineage: Eukaryota; Fungi; Ascomycota; Eurotiomycetes; Eurotiales; Aspergillaceae.
UAAAUAUAUGCCAUGAGUCAAUAAGAAGCGAUAUCAACAAAGUCCGAAACCCAUAACCGUGUGGGUCCGUUUAUGUGACGCAACGGUACGAACAGCGUCACCGGCCUCCUUACGUUUUGUUAUGUCGGCGCCCAUAACCAGGCGCAAUCGCUCAUUGGCGUCUUGUGAGCCUUGUCGGGAGAGAAAGACUCGAUGCGAUCAUAUAAAGCCGGUGUGUGCUGCCUGCCAGCGUCGGGGGCUCGACUCUCGAUGCUAUUACCACCCUGCACCCCUCUCCAAGAAUCCGAAACCGCGAAGGCCGAUCGUGCCCGCGCCAUCCCGACCAAGCCACGCUGCACCACCAUGGAUUAGGAACGGUUCCAAAAGCCAUCAAGGCCUUGGGUGGCCUACAGCUGGGGCUCCCAAAUUUCACACAUGGCCUUUCAUGUCGGCGGUCUGCAGCGACACGCCGCCACAGACUCCUACGCCAGAGUCCCGCAACAGCAAAGCUUACAAUUCUCACUUGGCCACCAUGAAGGAGAUUGUAUCUCAACUGAAGUAUCUCCCAGUUAUUGAGAUAUAUCUCCAACGGUACUAUUCUUUCAAGCAAAAUGUACUCGUACCGAAAGCAGUCCUUCUUCACCUUGUGAAAACGCUCCGCAACGACUUGGUGUCUUCAGGCCAUAUUCUUGGAGAAACGGAGGGGCGAGUCGAGCUUGACGAUGUGUCUGAGAUGUCAGAAGCUGUGCUGCAUUCUUCUACCACAGAAGUCGUCAUAACCCCGUCGUUAGAUCUGCAUAGUUUCUUGGCAUUGUUCUGUGGCACGAAUCUGCGAGUUGAGACUCUGGGUCUGUUUUACGCCAUGGCAGCACGUGCGUCACUCUUCUUUGUUGACCGCGAUGAGGACAAGGAUGAAGAAUUUCUGAAAGACAUGGUUUGGUAUAGCACAUUAAGCUUACGACUGGCUCGUGACCUUGCACCUCAAUCAACCGACGUCAUCAUAUGGUUAGCGAAUGAACACGUGCAGCUACUAUCAUUUCUUGAAGGAGAUGCGAGCCUGCGUGUCUGGCGCUUGGUAGGUGAUCUCACGACAGAUCUAUUGGCCCUGGGAUUGCAUCGAGAAGCAACAUAUUCUCCUGAAAGGGCGCCUUUUUUUCUUGCAGAGUGCCGUCGAAGAUUAUUCGUAACCGAAUACUAUCUGGAGAAGAUGUUUGGUUUGAUAUUCAAACUCCCCCCACGAAUUACGGCCCAAUAUGUCGACGUCAAGCUUCCUCUUGAUCUAUCAGACGACGAGCUGCUUGUUUACACCCCGGAGGAACUAGAGGAAGCCAAAAGCCGGUUAACCGAAGAUGGCUGGAAUACGGAUGGAAAGCACAGAGCAGCAACGUGGGCUCGACUACGUUACAUUCUGAGUCAGUUUCGGGAGGCAAUCGUCGAAUAUCAAUUUCAGGCAUCACAAGCGGCUGAUCCCUCCAAGCUUAGGGAUUUAUCAUUUCGGUGCCGCCAGACUUGGGACAACCUGCUUCCCCACCUAAAAUAUAACCAAGACUGCUGGAAGUCCGACAUGCCUCUUACCGUCUGCUAUAUGCAUGCUAAAGUUCACUUGGGCUAUCUCCAAAUACAUUUCCAAAUAUACCACACGAUCGGGGAAGUCAAUUCCUCCCCUCUUCCGGAGCUACUUGAAGUUUCUGCAAAUAUACUGGAGACAGUCGUGCAAAUUGGAAAUUCCCGCAGCAAAGGUGCUUUCGCCUUUAAUGAUCUACCUGAAAUCCUUCUUUCCUGUGGCCUGUCCUCGGCCGCAGUCCUUCUAACCGCACUCGAGAAUAGCACCCAAGACUACUCGAGAAGUCUUCCACCCGGUAUCAAGAUGUCCGUGCUUAUUCGGAACCUUUCCGUACUGGCUUCGCUACUUGACAGUGUGCCUAGUCCCCGAGAAAGGAAUCAAACAUUCUGCUUACAGGCUGCCAAGGCUAUUACGGAAAAGUUGGACAAGACUUUGGAAAAGCUCGCUACGUCUAAUUCUCUUGUAACCCCAGAUAUCGUGACCAGCAAUGACGUGAGCCCUAUAUCAAUUUUGACACCCAAUGCUGGCAGCUCUCUUUCCGCUGGACAUGAAGAGAUCGAUGCUAUUAACUUGGCUGAUUAUGAGAAUUUUGAUCUAAUGUCUUGGGCAAUUAAUGUUGAUUUUGGGAAUACACCCAGCAACUGGAAUAUGAUUUAGAACCAAUGCCAUUUCCCAUGGACCGAAGAUUUUUGCACAAAUCGGCUCAGAA